Messenger RNA from Capsicum annuum, 1782 nucleotides. RefSeq names its product ribulose-1,5 bisphosphate carboxylase/oxygenase large subunit N-methyltransferase, chloroplastic. Lineage: Eukaryota; Viridiplantae; Streptophyta; Magnoliopsida; Solanales; Solanaceae. The transcript has 6 exons. Gene Ontology annotation, biological process: peptidyl-lysine monomethylation. Gene Ontology annotation, molecular function: protein-lysine N-methyltransferase activity; [ribulose-bisphosphate carboxylase]-lysine N-methyltransferase activity; protein binding. The record is from RefSeq and is a predicted model, not a curated record. The coding region runs from base 63 to 1526 and encodes 487 amino acids. Gene Ontology annotation, cellular component: chloroplast.
UAUAACAACCUCAUCUGAAAAUCUAGUUAACUCAAACUAACCAAGAGACACAAGCUAGAAAAAUGGCUUCUGUUUUCUCUAUACACACUUCAACUUUCCUAUCUCCACUCAAAACAACAAAGUUCAGACCAAACUUUCAAUCUUUACACACUUCCCAAAAACCAUUCUUGCUAAAUUCGCUUGAGUUCAAACAACUUGACCCAAAAAUCCCACAACAAGUUCAAACAUUCUGGAACUGGCUAUGUGAUGAAGGGGUUGUAUCAGCAAAGACACCUGUAAAGCCAGGAAUAGUAGCAGAAGGUUUGGGAUUAGUUGCUAAGAGAGAUAUAGCUAAAGGUGAGACAGUUCUUGAAGUGCCUAGAAGGUUCUGGAUUAAUCCAGAUGCAGUUGCAGAAAGUGAUAUUGGGAAUGUGUGUAGUGGAUUGAAGCCUUGGAUUUCUGUUGCUCUUUUUUUGUUGAGAGAGAGAUGGAGAGAUGAUUCUAAGUGGAAGUAUUACAUGGAUGUUCUUCCUGAGUCUACUGAUUCCACUAUAUAUUGGUCUGAAGAGGAGCUUUAUGAGAUUCAAGGGACUCAACUUUUAAGCACAACGAUGGGUGUGAAAGAUUACGUGCAAAAUGAAUUUCAAAAAGUGCAAGAAGAAGUCAUACUUCGUAACAAGCAGCUUUUCCGUUUCCCUAUAACCUUGGAUGAUUUCUUCUGGGCAUUUGGAAUGCUCAGAUCAAGGGCAUUUUCCCGUCUUCGGAAUCAAAAUCUUAUUCUGGUACCCUUUGCAGACCUGACAAACCACAGUGCCAGAGUGACCACAGAAGAUCAUGCGCAUGAAGUUAGGGGACCAGCAGGUCUGUUCUCGUGGGAUUUGUUAUUUUCUUUACGAAGUCCAUUGAAACUGAAGGCUGGAGACCAGUUUUUCAUCCAAUAUGACUUGAACAAAAGCAACGCUGAUAUGGCUCUUGACUAUGGCUUCAUCGAGCCAAGUUCAGGUCGUGACGCAUUUACAUUAACAUUGGAAAUAUCAGAAUCCGACGAUUUUUAUGGGGACAAGCUGGAUAUAGCUGAGUCAAAUGGCCUAGGAGAAACUGCUUAUUUCGACAUAAAACUUGGACAAUCUCUCCCUCCUGCUCUGAUUCCAUAUCUAAGGCUGGUUGCCCUUGGUGGAACCGAUGCUUUCCUACUAGAAUCAAUUUUCAGAAAUUCUGUUUGGGGUCACCUCGAGUUGCCUGUCAGCAGAGAAAAUGAGGAGCUCAUAUGUAAAGUUGUACGAGAUGCAUGCAAAUCUGCACUUUCUGGCUAUCACACCACUAUUGAAGAGGAUGAGAAACUGCUGAGCGAAGGGAACCUCAGUUCAAGAUUUCAGAUAGCAGUAGGGAUAAGAGCAGGGGAGAAGAAGGUUUUACAACAAAUCGACGAUAUCUUUAGAGAAAGAGAAUUGGAACUAGAUGAAUUAGAAUACUAUCAAGAAAGGAGGCUUAAAGAUCUUGGUCUUGUUGGAGACCAAGGAGAUAUCAUAUUUUGGGAGCCAAAAUAAACAAUUUUCUGCUGACCUUAUGAUCAGUCAAGUUGAGCUAUUAUGAAUUUUCAGUCACUUCAAUACUUGCUCGCGCUUGAAAACAGAAGAGGAUUCAGUAGAACUGAUGAAUAUAUGGUCAUCAAACCCAACUUAGCUAUCUGAUUUCUCAAAGUAUGUAAACUCAUCCCGUGUAGGUGUUCUUUAAUGAUGCAAAUCUAAUAGCUCUAUCUGUCUCAGGAAUGCCUUUAUUAAUGUUACGGAAUCAUUUUCAGCA